UAUGUCUGCAUUUUCGAAAUUAGACACUGCAAAAAUAAGAAUGGACCUGAUACCAGUGCACGAUAUUUGUUAAAAUCUAAAUAAUUAUCUUGGCACGACAACACUGUCCAUCCAUGGGUUCUUUCAGACUUAAUUAGACUACUGUCUAAACAUUCUUUUGUUGAAACUGCGUGCAUCCGGGAUCUGACCUCAACCAUCAAACAAUUACGAGCGCGAGUUGGUUCUUACACACACACUUCUUUCUGCGAGUGCGACAGGGCUGUGUGAAGGAAACAGUGAGCGCCUAUGUCUCCGAACAGAAGGCAGGCUUUCCUCUUUUUCCCACUUUUAGAUUUGGAGGGGCUCUGGCAGCCUAUAGGAUCAGUUAUAUUACAGGACCUGGGGUGAAUAUCGACCCCACACAUGCUGCCGUUGAACUACCUUCCAAACUCUGUGAACUACCUACUGGGGAUAACUGAUCCUGUAGGGCUGAAGCAGGAUCUUGUGUCGGCACGAGAACACAUCUAGAGGUACUUAAAAAGGGAAGAAGCUGUUGAUCAACAAGAGUUUGUGCAGAGGUCAUGUCAACGACUCUUCGGUGACCAGUACAGCACAUUGUCUAUCACCAAGCUAACACCAUGAAGUUCGAGAGCAUUCUCUCAGAGAUCAAUGGGUUUGGAAAGUUCCAGCUCAUGAUCGUUCUUAUCCAGUCGGUAUCACGCAUCACCCUGCCUGCUCAUUUCCUGUUGAAUAUUUUCAUAGCGGCUGUGCCGUCUCACCAUUGUGAUACUGAUAGCUGGCUUGCAGAAGAUCUUGUCUUUAAGAACCUGACUCUUGACCAGAGGUGGAAUGUUAGUUUUCCAGUAGAGGAGGAUGGGGCACCAUCGUCCUGUCUCAUGUACUCAAAGCCCCAGUACCACCUACUCUUCAAUAACUCCAACACCACCAACCCUACCACGGAACCAUGCAAAGGAUGGGUUUAUGACAACAGCACAUUCAAAAGCACCCUGGCCACAGAGUGGGAUUUGGUAUGCUCAAACAAGGGGAUGAACAAAGCCACAGCCACCAUCUUUUUCAUUGGCAUCAUGAUGGGAGCUCCAGUCUUUGGUCUCCUUAGUGACAGGUUUGGCCGGAGGCCUUUGUUGAUGGUGUCCUACCUCUUGACUAUGCUCUUCUCGGUGGUUAGUGCACUCUCCACCUCCUAUGUGAUGUUUAUGAUCAUGCGCUUCCUCACUGGUUUCACCAUCACUGGGAUCAGCAUCAUCUCCAUCGUGCUCAGUGUGGAGUGGUUCGACGUUGAGCACAGGACGUUUGCUGGCAUCAUAGUGAGCCUGGACUGGACCAUAGGGAACCUGAUGCUUGCUGGGGUGGCGUGGCUGGUUAAUGAUUGGCGCUGGCUAAUCAUCGCAGUUACAUCCCCUCUCCUUUUGUCCGUAGUUCUGUGGUGGUGGCUGCCAGAAUCGUCCCGCUGGCUGAUAACUCGUGGGAAAGCAGAACAGGCUCAUGUGUAUCUGCAGAGAUGUGCCGAGAUGAACAAAUGCAAAGCUGACUUCACACCAGAGACUUUGGCCAAUGCAGUGACUGUGGAGCGGGACAGGAGGUAUACUGUCGUUGACUUGCUGAAAACUCCUAACAUCCGGAAAUUAGCCAUUUGUACUGGAAUAGUGUGGUUUGGUGUGGCUUUUACCUAUUAUGGAAUCAGUCUCAAUGUUACUGGCUUUGGCCUCAACAUCUACAUCACCCAGUUCAUCUAUGCCUUCAUCGAAAUGCCCGGGAAGAUCGGUGUUUACUACUUUCUCAAUAAAAUUGGACGAAGACCUGGUCAGGUGUGGACCCUGCUUCUGACGGGUGUCUGCCUGAUCAUUAACAUGUUUGUGCCUUCAGGUUUCUGGAUUGUCCGCACUGUGGUGGCUGUGCUGGGGAAGGGUCUGUCUGAAGCUUCCUUCACCAUAAUGUUCUUGUACACAACCGAACUGUACCCAACUGUAGUCAGACAGAAUGGAAUUGGAUACACCUCCUUCAUUGCUCGGAUGGGUGUAGCCAUUGCGCCUCUGAUAAUCUUAUUGGAGGAUGUGUGGAAGCUCCUCCCAGAUGUGGUGUUCUGUUCUGUUGCUGUCCUGGCUGGAAUUGUCGCAUGUCUUCUCCCAGAGACACGUGAUGCUCGUCUGCCUGAAUUCAUUGAGGACAUUGAAGAAUCAAGGUGGUUCCCAGAAUCAGCAAGGUGGUUAAUUGCCAGUGGGCAGCUGAAGAAGGCCCAGUUUUACCUUCAGAAAAGUGCCAAGAUGAACCAGAGAGAGGUUACCUCAUCAACCAAAGCAGAGAAUCUCGCCUUCAUCGUGGUGAAAGAGAAAGGAAGUAGGAAGUACUCGUAUUUGGAUCUAGUUAGGACUCCCAAGAUGAGAAAACUGGCAAUGUUAACAGGCAUGACAUGGUUUGGAGUGGCAGCAACAUCCUAUGGGAUCGGUUUUAAUAUCACAGGAUUUGGAGUAGAUUUUUACCUCACCCAGUUCAUAUAUGCUGUUACUGAACUUCCUGCCAAACUCUCAGCGUACUACCUGCUGGAAAAGUUUGGCCGUCGCAAGACUGAAGCUGGUUCUCUCCUAAUUACAGGUGUCUGUCUAGGCAUCAACAUAUUUAUAUCCAAAGAUCGCAGAGUGGUUCGAACUAUAGUCGCAGUUCUGGCUAAAGGUUUUUCUGCUGUGUCUUUUUGCACAGUGGUUCUGCACAGCUCAGAGCUCUAUCCCACAGUAAUCAGGCAAAAUGGAAUAGGGUACAACUCCUUUAUGGCACGGGUAGGUGUGGCUUCAGCUCCUCUGAUCCUGCUCUUAGAGGAAGUUUGGACAAACCUCGCCCAAGUCGUCCUGUGCUCAAUUACUAUUUUAACCAGCCUAGUGGCCAGUUUUCUUCCGGAGACAAGGGGCAAGUGUCUUCCAGAAACCAUUGAGGAUAUUGAAGGGAAAAGGGAUGACCCUGUUGGAUCUCCAUCAGACGGAAGAAACAAAAUGAAUUAUGAAGAACCAACCUUCAUCUCAGACACAUGUACAGACUGAAGUGGAAUGUCUUCCUGCAUAAUGUCUUAGAAUUAUGGAUUAAUUUCCCUGUGAAAACAUUUGGGCUAAUUAAAACACAUUUGUAUGUAUAAGCCAUUUUUUUUUAUUUCAGGACAAAACCACCUUGAGUUAAAAACUUAGGUGUUUGGGUUUGUUCUUUUACUAGUCAAUAUUUACACUGUAAAUGGAUCACUUAAUCCUAUACAGUAAGUUAUUGUGCUAUGAA
Alosa sapidissima (American shad) is the source of this 3255-nucleotide messenger RNA. Its product is annotated as solute carrier family 22 member 7-like. Gene Ontology annotation, molecular function: transmembrane transporter activity. The transcript is spliced from 17 exons. The record is from RefSeq and is a predicted model, not a curated record. Gene Ontology annotation, cellular component: membrane. Lineage: Eukaryota; Metazoa; Chordata; Actinopteri; Clupeiformes; Clupeidae. The coding region runs from base 618 to 3029 and encodes 803 amino acids. Gene Ontology annotation, biological process: transmembrane transport.